Molecule: messenger RNA, 1813 nt
Organism: Phragmites australis (common reed)
Lineage: Eukaryota; Viridiplantae; Streptophyta; Magnoliopsida; Poales; Poaceae
Product: heat stress transcription factor B-4b-like
Exons: 2
Coding region: 313-1203 (296 amino acids)
Biological process (GO): regulation of transcription by RNA polymerase II
Cellular component (GO): nucleus
Molecular function (GO): RNA polymerase II cis-regulatory region sequence-specific DNA binding; DNA-binding transcription factor activity
Source: RefSeq, a predicted model, not a curated record
CGCCUGACCCACACGGGAGAGAAUAUUUGAAGGGGCUCGUGGGGUGUGUGAGAGCAUGUGUUUAUGUGUGCGAGUGCGAGACAGUGAAACUGGAGAUAGAGCUAAAGAGAGAGGCAGCCUUUCUUUCUCCUCACUCCUCAGUCCUCACUCUCCUGCUCUCUCCCCCUGCUACCGAGCAAGCUGCUAGCUUAUAUUGCUCCUCUUCUCUCUUCUCAGUUCUCAUCCUGUUCUUCUCCUCCUCCUCCUCUCUGCCUGCUGAGCUAGAACGAGAGAGAUAGAGCGAGAUCAGAGAGGACUGGGACUUGGCCAUAUAUGGCUUUCCUUGUGGAGCGGUGCGGUGAGAUGGUGGUGUCGAUGGAGAGCUCGCACCAAGCGAAGCCGGUGCCGGCGCCGUUCCUGACCAAGACGUACCAGCUGGUGGACGACCCCUGCACCGACCACAUCGUGUCGUGGGGCGAGGACGACGCCACCUUCGUCGUCUGGCGCCCGCCCGAGUUCGCCCGCGACCUCCUCCCAAACUACUUCAAGCACAAUAACUUCUCCAGCUUCGUCAGGCAGCUCAACACCUAUGGUUUCAGGAAGAUAGUGGCUGACAGAUGGGAGUUCGCCAACGAGUUCUUCAGGAAGGGAGCCAAGCACCUCCUCGCCGAGAUCCACCGGAGGAAGUCCUCGCAGCCGCCGCUGCCACCGCACCAGCCCUACCACCACCACCACCUCAACCCCUUCUCUCCGCCGCCCCCGCCACCGCCGACUCAUCCGGUGUACCACUUCCAAGAAGAGCCGCCCGCCGCCGCGCACGGUGGUCACGGGAGUGGAGGCGGCAAUGACGGCAGCGGCGGGGAUUUCCUGGUGGCGCUGUCGGAGGACAACCGGCAGCUGCGGCGCCGCAACUCGCUGUUGCUGUCGGAGCUGGCGCACAUGAAGAAGCUCUACAACGACAUCAUCUACUUCCUGCAGAACCACGUGGCGCCGGUCACGAGCCCCUCGUCGGCGGCGCACGCACAGCUGCCCGCCCGCACCGGCGCGGCGUCCUCCUGCAGGCUGCUGGAGCUGGACCCGGACUCCUCCUCACCGACGGCGGAGGCGUUGCCCGGGGACGCGGACGGCACGGUGAAGCUGUUCGGCGUGGCGCUGCAGGGCAAGAAGAAGCGGGCGCACCGGGAGGACGGCGACGACGACAAUGACCAGGGAAGCGAGGUGUAGGCCGCUGGCUUGCCGUCGUGUACAUAUAAAGAUCAGAUCAGAGAGGAGUAGCUCGCUCGCUAGCUAGGCUUGGUUAAUUUCUUUAAUCUUGAGUGCGUGCUGAGAUUAAUUUGCAUGGUGCAAGUGUUCAUCAGUCUGAGAUUUAAGCCAACUAGAAUGCAUGCAUGGAUGAAUCGAUGAAAGUGCCAAGGCUUGCACCUUCUUCUUAUGCUCUUUCUGGCCGUGCAUGGGACGGGAAGGCGGUUUGCUCUUUUGCUAGCUCAUGAAAAGACUUAGUUGACUAGUUGCUAGAAAAUGCUAAGCAGUCCAAGCUCCAUGGCCUAUAAUUUUCUUGGAAUUGCUAUAAAUCUGUCACGUAAUUUUCAAUCAGUUUAUCACCUUGGAAUACGCAUCAAGAUUAAUUCGUAGGCCGUCAUAUCCAUCUCCAGCUAGAGCUUCUUUAAUUUAGGGUAGUAGAAGGUUCACUGGGUUAAUUAGGGUUCAGGUUCACUUGAUCCUAACCGUGGAAUUAGUGUUGGUGGCGGAGCCAAGAGGUGCGGAUUUUGGGCCACCGGAGACGAGGAAGAACACGAGUGACGACGACGGAGGAGGUGAAGGACGUUGGUGCUGA